UGCAGCUGAUCUCAUGGCGUCCGAGAGGCUCCAGAGCCGGCCGGCCUGCCUGCUGGUGGCCAGCAGCGCCGCGGAGGGUGUGUCGGCCCAGUCCUUCCUCCACUGCUUCACGCUGGCCAGCUCUGCCUUCAACCUGCAAGUGGCCACCCCUGGGGGGAAAGCCAUGGACUUUGUGGACGUGAACGAGACCAACUCGCGCUGGGUGCAGGACUUCCGCCUCAAGGCCUACGCCAGCCCCGCCAAGCUCGAGUCCAUCGACGGUGCCCGGUACCACGCCCUCCUGAUCCCCAGCUGUCCGGGGGCCCUGUCCGACCUGGCCAGCAGCGGGUCCCUGGCCCGCAUCCUGCAGCACUUCCACUCCGAGAGCAAGCCCAUCUGUGCUGUUGGCCACGGUGUGGCUGCCCUCUGCUGUGCCACCAACGAGGACAGGUCCUGGGUGUUCCAAGGCUACAGCAUGACAGGGCCCUCCGUGUACGAGCUCAUCAGGGCGCCUGGCUUUGCCCGCCUGCCGCUCAUCGUGGAGGACUUCGUGAAGGACGCGGGUGCCAGCUUCAGUGCCAGUGAGCCUGAUGCCGUGCAUGUCGUGCUGGACCGCCACCUCAUCACCGGCCAGAACGCCAGUUCCACCGUCGUGGCCCUGCAGAAUCUGCUGUUCCUCUGUGGCAGCAGGAAGUGAGGCUGAGCCAGCCCACCUGCCAGCGCCACCUCCAGACGGCCCAGGUGUGCCCUCCUCAGGCCUCCAGGGACCCCGCUCUGUGACAGCCUCGGAGAGUGACUUUCAGACCUCCUGACCUGGCCCAGUGGGAUUGUUGGAGGCCUCCAAGGAGCAGCCCUGAGGGGCGUCAGCUCGGGGUGGGUGGGGGCGGCCCCAGCCUCCAGCACGUCCUCCUUGGGGCAGAGGCGGACAGUGCUGAGGUGUUGCACUGGCCCCAGGCGGUCACUGAAAAGUCCAGGCUGAGUGUUCCCUGGGGACGUGGUGCCGAGUGAGUCGGCUCUAGGGGUCCCGGGAUGGGGUCUUCGCCCCUCUGGUCUUCCUGGGGCCGGCACUGGAUGGCCGAGUCUCUCCCCUCUGCCUGUCCCUGUCCACCCGGGUGGAGCAGGGGCUGAGCCUCCCCAGGAGCCAGGAUGACCAUGCCAGCUGGGCCAGGGCUCUGGGAGCCCGCUUCCGGGUGGUGAGGGCUGUGCUUAGGCCUGUGUGCUGCCCCCAACCCCAUUGGGCGUUGGUGGGGCCCUGUGGGGUGGGGCCAGCUGGCUGGAGCUUGCUCAGCACUUUCACUCCCCGAAGGUGAAGAGGGUCUUCUGGGGGCCACAGCUCCUAAUCCCCAGACUGGGUGGUGCCGAAGGAUGGGUCUGAAUGUUAACCUUGCCUGGGGCGUGGUUUCAAAACAGGAUGGUGACCCCAUGUGAGGCCAGGAUGGACCUCAGGGCGGACACCGCACUGUGGCUGCAUCCCUUCUGACAUUGAGAGAAACACGUUUAAUUGUGAAUACAACACCGUGGGUUUCUUAAGAAGACAGCGCUGCUCACCAGGCCCUGCCCGAUAGCCCCAGGUCACGUGGCCCUGCCCAGUUUUGCAGCUGCUCCGCAGGUUUCGGGGUGGAAGUGACGGAAGCGUAAGCUCCACUUGGAAGGAGGCCUGGUGUGUGGCCUCCCGGGUCAGCUGGGGUAGCGCUCAGUCCUCGUUUCCCAGGCCCUGGCCAGGACUUUGCUGGGGAUGCCGUGCAGCUGUCCAGCCGGCUCCCUCCCAGCGCAGCAUGCUCGUGCUCCAGCCUCCCCGGGCGUCUCGCCUGGGCGUUGGCCCUGGGGUGAGGCCUCCAGGAGCCACUCGGGUCCUCUUGGGUGUUCCCCACCUUCCUGUCCCCCCUCCUCACUGGCUCUGCCUCAUCCAGCCCUUCAGAGCAAAGAAGGAAGGAAGGAAGCAGGGCCACCCCCCAAGUCCCAGACCGCUUCCUUCUGGCCACAUAGACCACGUGGAGAUGCCGCUGUACGUGCCCUCUGUUGGUGUUUCCUGGGAAGAUGGUGUCCCGGGAAGAGUUGUCCUGCCCUCCGUAGAACGGGCCUAGCCAGCUCCCCUGCAGGGCUCGGUCAGCCCCCAUGGCUGCAGUGGCUGCAGUUAUCACCCCCUGGUGAUGGACGUCUCUGGACAAAAGGGUUUUUUAAAGAUGGUG
Messenger RNA from Diceros bicornis minor, 2168 nucleotides. RefSeq names its product glutamine amidotransferase class 1 domain containing 1 (gene GATD1). The record is from RefSeq and is a predicted model, not a curated record. The transcript has 8 exons. Bases 14 to 676 code for a protein of 220 amino acids. Lineage: Eukaryota; Metazoa; Chordata; Mammalia; Perissodactyla; Rhinocerotidae.